Molecule: messenger RNA, 768 nt
Organism: Notodromas monacha
Lineage: Eukaryota; Metazoa; Arthropoda; Ostracoda; Podocopida; Cyprididae
Source: the annotation of a GenBank genome assembly
AUCCAUGCGGCUGCUGUCUGGGGUCACAUAGACAUCCUUGAGUUGCUGGUAUUGCAUGGUGCUAAUCUUAAUGCUCGAACUCGCAAUGGUGAAACGCCCGCUGAUAUUUGCGAGGAUCCCGACGUCCGCGAUCGGAUACUCCAACUUCGCAAUGAACAAGAAAGGGAGAUACGGGAGAAGACGCGAGAUCAACGUCUGAGGCGGACGCAAUCAACCAAUACGCGCACUCAGUCUGUGCGCAGGCAUUCCAUUCGAGAUAAAGCGCAGACGCCGAGGAAAGAAGCCAGAGAGGAAGCAAGAAUUCGACUGCAACAAGCAUUUAACCAGGAAAUGGAAGGCGAUUCUUUGGUGAGACAGCGACCGGAUUUGUUGCCGAGAUCAGAACCAGUUGAGAUGCCGCCGAAGCUCUUCGAUCCCACUGCUCCGAACCACCCACAUUUCCUACCGAGGAACAGUUUUGGAGGUCCGGGAGUCGGUGACACUCUCGACGAUGUUGAUGGCGGAAAAAUGUCGACAGCAUCGUUGCCUGCAAUGCACCUGGGGAAUUCUCAGGCACCUUCCGAUAGUGUAAAUUUGAAUGUACAUGUUACUGUCACUUUGAACUCGAAUGCCAACGGUCCGCAAUCGCCGGUUGGUGUGAACAACAACAACGCCUCUCCCACCGGUUCAACUAAUGGUCCCGGAAACACAGGAACAUUAUCUGACCUCAAGAAGCAGAGAGCGAUUGCCAGGUCUCAGCACAAUAGUGUAUCCGAAACGUCCAACGGU